CAUACGGUACGGGAGAGUCCAUAACGUGCGUUCGGUUAGUUGUCAGUGUGCGAAAGCUUAACGGGUUUUACGGAAGUGUGGUGAAUUUUACACAUGCAAAAUAGAAAUUCAACAUAGUGGAAGGAAAAAAGGCCAGAAUAAUAAUAAUAAUAGUAAAUAACAACAAAGAAAGUUUUCAAACCUAAAAGAAAAGUGUUGAUUAUAAUUGCGUUAGUUUGAUCAAAGCAGUAUGAUGAUAAACUAACCAAAAGGGUACAAAGAGAGAAAGAGUGAGAAAGCAAUAAAGAACGAAAGGAUGCUGUCAAGUGUAUGUGUGUGUUGAGCAGGAAUUUAAGCUUGACUAAUAUUUUCAGUGUUUGUGAAAAUUAUUGUUAAAACAGAAUAACGGCAGCAGCUGAUGGUUAAGGACCAUUAUUAACGGAUGCUGGCCGUCAAAAGAAAUAUACAAUUUCUUCUUUUACUAACGUUUUCUAUAACAAAAAAUUCAAUUAGAAUUCAAGGUAGACUUUCAGACGUCUUUGCUAGCUUUUAAGCUAAAUUGUACAACAAAAAAAACGUUUGUUUUACAAAAUCAUAGUGUUUGGGUGUUAAAAAGAAAAUAAACUUCAGUUUUUGUUGUUGUGCUAACAUGCAUCUGUAUUAUGUUUUAACUUUGUUUGAGGCCUUUGCCGUCGUAUGCAAAUUGGUGUAAAUUUUAUUUUUACCGGUUUUACGUUGGUUAGCAAGUGUUUGUUUUGUAAAACUAAAAGAAAAAAAGUUUUCGAACUUGUGCAUGUUUACAAAAACAUCAAAGAAGGUGCUAAAGUGCAGCCAUAACCGUGACAUGAACAUAUAAUUACCAUCAUAAUCAGCUUAUGGACUUUAUCAUUGAAAUUUUUCUUUAUGUUUUAAAAACAAAAAUAAAAGGUGUUAUAUCUGUUAUAAAAGCUCAACAAAGACAUGCAUAAUCUUGUCUAGCUAGUUUCAAAAAGCAAUUAAAUUUGUUUCUCUACUAAUAAAUUACAUAUAAAAAGAAUAUCUUCACAGGCUUGAGAAAAAUUUCUCAGCAUAACGUUAAAAAAAGGCAUAUUUUUAAAACGUAAUUAGUAAUUACUAAACGUGUUUGCACAUGCACGUGCGUGCUACAAAUCUAAAAUAAAAGAGUGUUAAAAUUAUAAAAACGUGUGUUUAAACUUGUUCAUUAAAUUAUUAAAACCAUUAAAGUGAAAAAUGUAUUUUCUUAAGCCUAACUUGUGGUUUGUGCGACUUUUAGUGCUUAGCUGUGCCAGCAGCUUGGUCUUGGCCAAGUCCUCCCUGUCCAGUGGCAAUCACAAUAAUGAUCCUUGCUAUUUUGAGGGCAAACCACGUAAAUGUUUGCCCAGUUUUGUAAAUGCUGCCUAUGGCAAUCCAGUGCAAGCCUCCAGCACCUGUGGUACUCAUCAGCCAGAGAGAUAUUGUGAACUGAAACGUGAUGGUCUCAUGGAUGAGUGUCGCAUGUGUGAUAACUCUAGGCCCGAUAUGAAAUUUCCACCACAAUCUCUAACCGAUUUAAAUAAUCCCAAUAAUGUCACCUGUUGGCGUUCGGCUACCGUGCCAGUACCCUCGGAUCCAGAUACUGCACCACCAGAUAAUGUCACCUUGACACUGUCGUUGGGCAAGAAAUAUGAGCUAACCUAUGUGAGUUUAUCAUUCUGUCCCAAGUCUCCCAGACCGGAUUCAAUGGCCAUAUAUAAAAGCUCUGAUUAUGGACAAACUUGGCAACCAUUCCAGUUCUACAGUUCACAGUGUCAGAAAUUCUAUGGCCGUCCGGACAGAGCCAAAAUAAGUAAAUUCAAUGAGCAAGAAGCUAGAUGCAUGAAUUCUCAUCAUGAUGGCAAUACCAAUCGUUUUGCUUUCAAUACUCUAGAAGGCAGACCCUCGGCUAAUGAUUUGGAUUCCUCUUUAGUGCUACAGGACUGGGUAACUGCCACCGAUAUACGAGUAGUUUUCCAUCGUUUGGAAUUACCCAAAGAAUUGAUUAAUAUACAAUCAAAAUUGGAUAAUAAACCAGAUGCCAAUAGUUUUAGUGAUGAAAUGGCCAGCAGCCAAGAAGAUGAUGAAGAAGAUGAGGAUAUUACCGAUGAUGAAUAUGAUUAUAAUCUUCAUGACAAUGAUAGUGUACCCUAUGAGGAUGAUUUGGAAGAUUAUGCAGAGCCUAAGAAACAUUUGGAAUUGGAUGAUGAUUUGGAUUUAGAUUAUGCCAAUGAUGGCAUUAAUAUUAUGGCUUUAAAACCUAAACGUCUUAAUGCUUACAAACAAAAAUCCAUCAAUUAUGAAAAACACUAUAAAAAUAAAGCCGCCAAUUUAAAUAUGGCCAGCAGUUCCUCUUCUUCUUCGACAACAACAACAACUUCCACUACUGCCCAACCUAGCACCACUAAUAAAAAUUCUUAUACUUCCAACUCUAAUAAAAAUACACAAAAAUCUUCUUCGUUAGACAAACCCACAGCGGUACCUUCAGUACGUGAGCUCUUGGCCAAUUCACAACACUAUGCUGUUUCAGAUUUUGCUGUAGGUGGGCGUUGUAAAUGCAAUGGUCAUGCCUCUGAAUGUGUGGCUCAUGUUAGUUCCAAUGAAGCUAAUCUCUUCAAUAACGACGACGAUGAUGGCGGUGGCACUGGCUUAGGCAAUUUGGGUGAUUCCUCUGAUGAUGCAACAAAUUUUGGUGCUCGUUCUUCAUCUAUUGUGUCAGCAGCAAAUACUAACCUGGCCAUAAAUGCCAAAUUAACAAUGACAUGUGCUUGUAAACACAAUACAGCCGGACCGGAAUGUGAAAGAUGUAAACCCUUUUACUUUGAUCGACCAUGGGGACGUGCCACCGAUACUGAUGCCAAUGAAUGUAAAAGUAAGUUUUAA
Molecule: messenger RNA, 2874 nt
Organism: Lucilia sericata (common green bottle fly)
Lineage: Eukaryota; Metazoa; Arthropoda; Insecta; Diptera; Calliphoridae
Product: netrin-B-like
Exons: 2
Coding region: 1210-2874 (554 amino acids)
Source: RefSeq, a predicted model, not a curated record